UCCCCUCAGGCCAACUCAGAGGGCGCGCACCUGCCAGCUGCCCCUGAAUUUGCAGCGCAGGAGACCCCCGAGCCCAAAAAGAUGGCCCAGUCUAAGAGCGACUGCCGCUCACCUGUCGGCCUCGACUGUUGCAACUGCUGCCUGGACCUGGCCCACCGGAGCGAGAACCCCAGCAGCGGUGAGAAUAACAACCCCAACAACAGCCCCAGCGUGAGUAACUUUCGGCAGCUGCAGGAGAAGCUGAUCUUCGAGAACCUCAACACCGACAAACUCAACAGCAUAAUGCGGCAGGAUUCGCUCGAGCCUGUGCUGCGAGACCCCUGCUACUUGAUCAACGAAGGCAUCUGCAACCGCAACAUCGACCAGACGAUGCUUUCGAUCCUGCUUUUUUUCCACAGUGCAUCUGGUGCCAGCGUGGUGGCCAUAGACAACAAGAUUGAGCAGGCCAUGGACCUGGUGAAGAAUCAUCUUAUGUAUGCCGUAAGAGAGGAGGUGGAGAUCCUGAAGGAGCAGAUCCGAGAGCUGGUGGAGAAGAAUUCCCAACUGGAGCGUGAGAAUACUCUGCUGAAGACCCUGGCCAGCCCUGAGCAACUGGAGAAAUUCCAGUCACGCCUGAGCCCUGAAGAGCCUGCCCCCGCCGAGUCCUCACAUGCACCGGAAGCCCCUGGUGGUUCUGCGGUGUAA
Elephantulus edwardii (Cape elephant shrew) is the source of this 684-nucleotide messenger RNA. It is a transcript of the gene TSC22D3, whose product is annotated as TSC22 domain family, member 3. NCBI's taxonomy places the organism in Eukaryota, Metazoa, Chordata, Mammalia, Macroscelidea, Macroscelididae. Gene Ontology annotation, biological process: regulation of transcription by RNA polymerase II. The record is from RefSeq and is a predicted model, not a curated record. Bases 82 to 684 code for a protein of 200 amino acids. The transcript is spliced from 3 exons.